Messenger RNA from Acanthochromis polyacanthus (spiny chromis), 3183 nucleotides. RefSeq names its product protein phosphatase, Mg2+/Mn2+ dependent, 1H (gene ppm1h). Bases 276 to 1820 code for a protein of 514 amino acids. Gene Ontology annotation, biological process: protein dephosphorylation. The transcript is spliced from 10 exons. The record is from RefSeq and is a predicted model, not a curated record. Lineage: Eukaryota; Metazoa; Chordata; Actinopteri; Pomacentridae. Gene Ontology annotation, molecular function: protein serine/threonine phosphatase activity.
GAGCGACCAAAUCCACCAGCAGCAACCGGUUUGUCACAUGACCAGCGUGCAGCGCUGCCUGCCUGCCUCUCAGUGUGUGUGUAUGUGCACGGUGUAUGAGUGUGUGUGUGUGUGUGUUUGGCUUUUUAUUUCCGCGUUCAUCCAGGGAGCGCUGAGCUGAAUGAGUCUCCACGGCCGCCCUCUGUCUGCCGAUCACGCCGCCGAUCUGCGUCGCCGUGCGGGGGGAGACUCUCAUCACGCAACCGCAUCUCCGGGAGCCACGCAGCAGCGGCACCAUGCUCACGCGUAUGAAAUCGGCGGUGGCCAAUUUUAUGGGAGGUAUGAUGGCCGGUGGCUCCAACGGAGACCAUCCGGGCGGCUCGGAUCUGCCGCUGAAAUACCCGUACAGCCGGCCGGAGUUCCUGGGACUGUCGCCGGAUGAGAUCGAGUGCUCGGCGGAUCACAUAGCGAGACCGAUCCUGAUCCUGAAGGAGACCAAGCGGCUGCCCUGGUCCACCGGCUACGCAGAGGUGAUCAAUGCAGGAAAGAGCACACUGAAUGAGGACCAGGCCUGCUGUGAGGUGCUGGUGGUCAAGAGGAGACCCACAGGAAGCUCUACACCCAACCGAACCACCAUGGAUCGCAGGAGGUCUUCCCUGCCUAACGGAGAGGGCCUGGGCCUCCGGGAGAACCUGGAUGGCUCUGAGGAUCUGACCUUUCACUACUGGGCGUUGUUUGACGGUCAUGCUGGUUCUGGGGCGGCUGUAGUGGCCUCCCGUCUCCUCCAUCACCACAUCGCACUGCACCUGCAGGAGGUGAUGGAGAUUCUCUGCACCCCCAACCUGCUGCCACCCACAUGCCUGGGUGAAGAACCCAUCAAUCACCACCUCACCCCGACAUCUCAGCGUGCCCUUACCAGAGCUGCUUCACUCCGAGGCGCCGCGGGGGCUCCAGGUUCCCCCAGCACCCCACCCACUCGAUUCUUCACAGAGAAGAAAGUUUCACCCGAGAGUCUGGUGAUCGGAGCCAUCGAGAAUGCCUUCAAAGACAUGGAUGUCCAGAUAGAAAAGGAGAAAGCCGUCUACAACAUCUCAGGUGGCUGCACUGCACUGGUGGUCGUCUAUUUGCUCGGAAAGCUCUACGUUGGGAACGCCGGGGACAGCAGAGCUAUCAUUAUCCGGGCUGGGGAAGUCAUUCCCAUGUCAACAGAGUUCACACCAGAGUCGGAGAGACAGCGACUGCAGUUCUUGGCCUACAUGCAGCCCCACUUAUUAGGGAAUGAGUUUACACAUCUGGAGUUCCCGAGAAGACUGCAUAGGAAGGAGGUGGGGAAGAGGAUCCUGUACCGUGACUUCACCAUGUCCGGAUGGGCUUACAAAACCAUAGAGGACGAUGACCUAAAGUUUCCACUGAUCUACGGCGAAGGGAAGAAGGCUCGUGUGUUGGCUACCAUCGGUGUCACGAGAGGUCUGGGCGACCACAAUCUCAAAGUGCACGACUCCAACAUUUACAUCAAGCCCUUCCUGUCCUGCUGCCCAGAGGUCAAAUUUUACCCCUUAGCACAGUCUGAGCAUGGAGCCGAUGACGUUCUGGUGCUGGGAACCGACGGUCUGUGGGACGUCCUCUCCAACCAGGAAGUAGCCGAAGCAGUCAGCUGUUUCCUGGCGAACUGCGACCCCGACGACCAGCACAGGUACACAAUGGCAGCUCAAGACCUGGUAAUGAGAGCACGAGGGGUGCUGAAGGAUCGAGGCUGGAGGAUAUCCAACGACAGAUUAGGCUCUGGAGAUGACAUCUCUGUCUACAUCAUUCCCCUCAUGUACGGUAACAAGCAGAACUAGCCGAGCUACGAAACGACAACCACCACAGCAGCGCAGCCCCGCCUUGUCCUUCCAACUUUACUUGUGCAGUUUCCCUCAUCCCUUGUUCUCUUUUAAAAGUGCUUUAGUGUGGACUUCCUCCUUUGUUGAGGGGUCCGAGCUGUUUCUGGCCAGAUAUGGGAUUUCUGGCCCCUUGAUCACCCUCAAUUAGGGUGAUCUCUAUUUGACUGCUUCUUUUUUAUGGAUAAAAGUGAGUUGUUGUUUUUUUUUUGUUCAGCCUCGAGGAAGCCAUCAUGAACUUUGUUGCGGGGAACAGCUGAAGAGCCCGGACUCUCGUAGAUGAGAUGAUGAUGCGCAUCUCAGGAUCGCUGUUAGUAACUAAUGCACAAUAUUUAUAAAUGUGAAAAUGUAAAUAUUCCUUCUGAGACGUAUGACAUUUGAUAAGUGUGUUUGGUUGAACACCUGUACAGUGUAAAGAAAAAAAAACUAACCUGAAGACUGAUGUCUUGUAUAUAUUAAUCGCACCUCCUCUGUUCCCAUGUGGGUUUUUAAUUCAUUUGAAUUUUGCCAGUCAUAAUUGUAGUCACCUGUUGAAAGGUUAAAAAAAAAAAACAGAAACUUGCGAGCCUUAUCUAGACUGUUGCUUCUCAUAAUGCUGCAGGUGUGUUUUUGUUCAUUUGCACUGCAACACUGCUUCCACUGAAACUGAAGAAACCCAUUUAUGAAGAAUAGACUGGCAUGAUGAGCCAACUUUAAGGUUUUGGCUAUGUGAGACCAAGAAGACUUUCUCCUGCACUCGUUCUCCACCAGCCUCUGAAAUGUCUUCCUUUUAUCCUCUUUAAGACAUGGUGUCAUUGUCCUCUUUAAGCGGCUGUUUGCAUGCUACAUCAGGUGUGUUAUCACCUGCUACCUGUGCCAUUAUUAACUUGCAUUGUCACACUUUAUACAUAGAGUUCUAAACUUUUGUCAGAUGUUUGUGCCCAUUGGAAGAAACUGAUCCAUAGGAAUAACCGGUGCCUCUAACAAUACUCUGAUUUUUAACAUCAUUUUUAGUAAAAGUAACACUCAUCAUUGCUGACGGUAAAUCGACAACUCUGACCUUAUGUGUCUCAAUACUGUUCUCUGAUUCAGCGGUUUUAGUUCAUUUAGAUGUUACUCUUUUUAUCUUUACUGCUGUACAAGUGACAGAAGCUAAUGGAACAGAGUAUCUCGAUGUAUAAAUGUAAAUAAUGUUUUCAGUGGACCCUUCUUUCUUUUACUGUAAGUGAUGUACAUCUUGCAGAAACCAAAACUCGUAAUUUGUACUGUUUUAGAAACCUAGAAACAGUGUAAAAAAUGGUUUAAAGGCUUACUUUUCUGCUCUAUUAAAAAAAGUGACAAUUUC